Petromyzon marinus (sea lamprey) is the source of this 4334-nucleotide messenger RNA. RefSeq names its product delta(14)-sterol reductase TM7SF2-like. Gene Ontology annotation, molecular function: Delta14-sterol reductase activity. The record is from RefSeq and is a predicted model, not a curated record. Gene Ontology annotation, biological process: cholesterol biosynthetic process. Gene Ontology annotation, cellular component: nuclear inner membrane; endoplasmic reticulum membrane. Lineage: Eukaryota; Metazoa; Chordata; Hyperoartia; Petromyzontiformes; Petromyzontidae.
GCUCCCCGCUGGCUACACCAGUGGCCGGCUUCGUGCGCACCGCAUCGCUUCUUCUUUGCCGGUGGAGCUGCACCGCCGCACGUUCACGAAAUAAAAGAGCGCAGGAACCCGCGCGGUUCGGGCGCAGCGUCUGUCUCGCCGCGGGUCUACGACGCGAGCAUUCUCCGUUUUAUAUAUAUAUAAAAAUUUAAGCUUUUACUUUUAAACUCCCGUUUCAUUUUACGUUUCGCCGGUCAGGUGUCAUUUCAUUCGGUCACCGCAGCGAAGUCGCUAUGCAAUGGCAACAACCACCGCAUCGUGUGCUGUUCAGCGAAGCCUCCGAAUUCGAGGUCACAAUCGACUUACCCGCCUGAUCUCUUUUUCCGAUGUUAUUUAUAUUUUGUAUCUAAUUCGUUUCGCCCCCCCCCCCUCCUCCUCCUCGUCGCUGAAGUGAACCCUGCAUCACAGCCACUCUGGGCACUUCCUGCGUUUGAAUUGUGAGGACUAAGAGACGCCUCUGACACUGAUCUUUGUCCAUUGCAAUCGAAUCGAUCUCGUUUCCAAUUUCACCUAAAAGACGCUUUGCUGGGCCAACAAGUGUUUAACAUCUACAACUUAAGAUGUGAACUCUUAUUAGAUGUCCACCUCUAGAUACCACCUCCAAUACCAAACUUAUCUCCCCCCAUAUUCCUAUCUCUGCCCUUUUCGUGUAUUCUAUGCAUAAUCUGUCCGAUCCGACUCCCUGGAAGGGGAGGAAUUUAUUAAUUGACGUUGAUUUAUGUUUGUGAAAUAUUUUCGAUUGCUCACCCACGUGAGACUGUUAUUUUCGUGCCGAUUUCAAUUCGCGUCAUCCAUGUCAUUUGGGUUUUUUUUUUUCACUUGCGCGUCAUUUUGGUGACCAAGAUCCCAUCCCCCUUUGCAAUUGAGACCCAUCCUGCCCACCUUGAGUGUUUGCCUGGUUAAACAAAUCGCCUUGAAGGAUGGAGCCGCUGAUAAAUAAUGUCAAACCAUUAUUUAUCAGUGCCCUACCUUAUUACAGACCAAUUCAGACCGUAUUGCUCACCCCGUGCCCCUUAUAAAGCUCAACGUUCAUCCUACAAAGUCCCAUCACAAGGGGAGAGAAACACAAACAAAUAGACACAUUGUGUUUGCCCGUAUUGAACCGGCUGUACGCGCUAUUGACCUGACAACUCAAUUUCCCUGGACAAGAGUACACGGGGUCUACACCGUAGUACGCCUUGACUGGUGUCUUCGCCCAGCAGUGCAGUGACCAUGGUCGAUGACGCCGCAUGCAAAUUAGUGGGCGUGCACAAAUAAUUUGGGCGGGACCCAGAGUUCGGCAUUCCGAUUGGAUCCGCGCGCUCGCGCAUGCGCAUUGAGGGCGUCGCGAGGCUGCUUCGCCUUUCCCGCCCAAAAUACGGAACCGAGACGAGGGGUGGAGGAGGGCACGCGACGAUGAGGGGGGAGGCGAAGAGAAGAGAAGGGAGAGCGGAGGCGAGACGAGGGGAAGACGAGGAGAGAAGAGGGACACACGCGGAGGCUCGGGGCUCCAACAGCAUGCAAGUCGGCGCCGUCGCCCGCUCGCCAGGGAGGCAGCGCCGGGUCACCACUGCCCGCUCUCCCGGCCGCUCAAAGGCUUCCCGCUCAGCUGUCUCUCCUGGCUCUCCUACCCGCUCUUCCAGCCGCCACAAGUCUUUACGCUCGUCUGGUUCUCCUGCCUCCUCUCAUGCCCUCCCUCCGGGCCGCUCCAAGGCUUUAAAGUCUGCCGUCUCUCCUGGCUCUCCUGCUCGCUCUUCUGGAAGCCCCAAGUCCUCGCUCGCUCCUGGUUCCCCUGGUCGCUCAGCGCGCCCUCGUGGACGGCCCAGGUCCUCGCGCUCUCCCACAAAGCCAGCCGCCAGCCCUCCGGAGCCCCCUGGGCCCCCAAGCAACGUCAACCUGGAGAGCAGCCCUGACCGCACUGAGCCCCAGCCCAGUUCGGGAGAUGCACCUGCACCACAGCGUGUCAUGGCUGUGCGACAUGCCACGCAGGCGGAGGGUCAUGAGCAGAUGCAAACCCCUGACAUUGUGAAGAACUACAGCUUCCAACGACGCUGGGCGGCUGGUGCUCAGAGGGGACCCAGAUGCGCACGCUGGGACUCCCUGUGUCUCCCACUCCUCUCCCCACACAAGCGUGCCGUCCCAUGUCACCCCAAGAGAACGCCGCUCACCUCCCGUGGCCUGGCAGGUGCGGUGAUGCUGCUGCUGGUGUGGCCAGCCGGUCUGCUGUGCCUGGCCCAGGUUGCCGGCUCCCCCAGCUGCAGCCUGCUGGGGCCCCUGUCCCGGUCACCCGGUGCUCCUGCCUGGACCCCAGCGCGGCUGUGGGACCCGCGUUGCCUUGUGGCAUUGCUGGCGUGGAUGGCUUUGCAGGUGCUGCUGUUUGUGCUGCCCAUUGGCGGUGAGGUGGUGAAGGGAGCGCUGCAGAACAGCGGGGAGGUGCUUGCCUACAGAACCAACGGGAUGCUGGCGCUGUUGCUGACACUGGCUGCUAUGGGAGGGGGCUGGUGGGCAUUUGAUCUGGACCCCACCUCGGCUCCCACCCUCCUCACUCCCUUGGCCACCGCCGCUGCCGGCGCCGCACUGCUGUUGGGCGUUGCGCUAUACCUGGCUUCGCUUGGCAAAGACACCGCGGACCUGGCGCCGCUCGGGAACACAGGAAACAUGGCAUAUGACUUUGUUCUCGGCCGGGAGCUGAACCCACGCAUGGGCGCCCUAAACGUCAAGCACUUCUGUGAGCUGCGUCUGGGCCUGCUGGGCUGGGUGGUGCUAGUGCUGGGCUUGGUGGCAGCGCAGACGCGGGAUGCUGGCACCCCGUGCUCUGCACUCGCUCUCGUCGCAACCUUUCAGAUCGUGUACGUCGCUGCUGCCCUGUGGAACGAGGGGAAGCUGGUGGCUGCAUUGGAUACAUCGCCUCUAGGGGCCGGGUUCCUGCUGCUGUUUAUUGAUCUGGCUUGGACUCCCCUCGUGUGCUCCCUUCCGGCUGCCUACCUGGUCCAGCAGCCCCUUCAGCUGCCCCUAUACCACUCUGCCUCACUCGCGCUACUCUAUGGACUGGGUCUGUACAUUUACUGCAGAGCUAGCGCCGAGAGACGCGCCUUCCAGCACAAACCCAGCUUGGCUCACUCAUCCCGCAAGGAGAGCAUUCCCACGGCGACUGGCAAGCGUCUGCUGGUGUCUGGCUGGUGGGGCGUCUUGCGCCACCCUGACACACUGGGACAGCUGCUAAUGACGAUGGCGUGGACCCUGCCCUGUGGCGUGCAGGCCGCCCUGCCGUGGGUGCAGGCCGUGUACGUGUGCGGCGCACUGCUCGUGCGGGGCGUGCACACCGAGCAGGCGUGCGUGCGGCGCUAUGGCGCCGCGUGGGCCGAGUACUGCCACCGCGUGCCAUACCGCCUGCUCCCCGGCCUCUACUAGCCCCCCCGCUGCUCGCCUGCACCAGGUGACCGUCCACUCAACGCCAACUUAUGCGCAGCCUCCGUCGUUUAACCGUGACCAGGCACUGUUUGCCCGGGUGCAGGGAGAUUGCAUUUGUGAAGGUCACGCCCCUAAAGUUGUGGCUGUGCCUACUCUGGGUCUGUCCGGCUCACGUGGCAUUUCGCUUGUUUUAUAUAUUUUUACAUGUGAAUCCUGGGCAUUGGGAUGAAGCCCAACGCACAGCGGUGCUGUCAUUUGUUUACGGCUAGGGUGAGGAACCUACACAUUUGGCCCCGACUUAAUUUGAUACGGGCUAUGACUGUUUGAGGACUAAUUGGUUAUUGUGCUGUACUAAUUGGGUACUAAAGGGCAAUGCGUUUCUAAUUUGAAAGUGCUGUCACUGCAGUCGAAAAAACAAGGUAUUGUAGCUUGGUAAAAACAUUGUGUGACAUUUGUAUUUGACUGGAAUUUAAAAGGAGAUUUUACUUUUUCACGAGACAUAGAUAAGUUUUUAACGUAUUAAAUAAUGACAAGUAAGGAUUUAUAAAAAAAACUGGCCAAAAUGUUUCAAUACCACCAAUCUAGGAAUGGUUUUGAAAAACGUGCACAAGAAUUCUUGUUUUUUUAAUAAGAAACAAUAUGUAUAGACACUGUACGCAGUAUGCAUUUAUAAAAUGUCCUGCCAAAAUUGGGGGAAACCCCAACAUGCUAACUUAUGUUAGUAUUUAUACGAGGGUGUUGAUCCUAAAUAUGCUAUAAAAUACAACAAAUAUGACAGGGUUGGAUAAUUAAAUUUACUAGUCUGUGAAAAAUCGGUCCAACUUUUUCUGCUCGUUGUUGUAAACUGAUUUUAUGCAAGCAUUUAAUAAGAAAAUGUGAAAUAUUUAAAUAUGAACUCAAGUUAA